Molecule: messenger RNA, 4648 nt
Organism: Spodoptera frugiperda (fall armyworm)
Lineage: Eukaryota; Metazoa; Arthropoda; Insecta; Lepidoptera; Noctuidae
Gene: Pex1
Product: peroxisome biogenesis factor 1
Exons: 13
Coding region: 152-3076 (974 amino acids)
Biological process (GO): protein import into peroxisome matrix
Cellular component (GO): peroxisomal membrane; cytosol; peroxisome
Molecular function (GO): ATP hydrolysis activity; ATP binding
Source: RefSeq, a predicted model, not a curated record
AAAAUCAAAUCGUAUAUGAAACGUGAUUGAUAAGAUGUGGUCAUUGUACUUGCUGUUUUGAUUUUUAAUUAAAAUAAUAAAGUGAUAACAAAGGGAUUGUUUUUGGAAACUCAUUAGACCUUAUGAAAAUAUUACAAUACUUGAAAUAAAAAUGUUGGGAGGAGUUAAGCUUAAAGUGGCAUAUACGCACGAAAAAACUUGCUUUGCUUAUAUCAGUCCAAAGUACAGUACAAAUAAUGAACAGACUCAAUGUGUCCAAGUGCUGUGCAGAGACAAACAGAUCCUGUUAUGGGUGGUAUUCCACAGUGGUGUUCCGGAAGGCCACAUAGCUUGCAAUCCGAUAUACGGUCGGAUGAUAGGGCUGGAGGAGGGAUUUGAAGCCUUUGUGUCUCCAUAUUCUGACCUGAAGGUGUUAGAUGAGCUAUAUGUGGAGACUGAUAGCCCUGAUGAUCAGGAGAUACUGGAGCACAAUGUAGAACUAUUACAAAUGCGCAUAUUAGAUCAGCUGCGCCUUGUAGUGUCCAAUCAGAAGACUGUAGUAUGGAUCUCAGCAUCAUUACCUGUAGUCUUCACACCCAAACAGACGGGCAUUCUAGUCAACCAUAGCCAAAUUAUUGUCAAAAUGGAUGCUUUCAAUAGCCUUCACAACUACCCAGCAUUGCCAGUCACUGCACCUAAAGAAAAUGAAGAGUUUAAGAACAUAGGAGCUAUAAACAAGGGCAUGCUGGCUCCAUACUUAAAUGCACCUACAAAAUUAGUUCUCCGAGCUGUUCCAAUUGACAGUGAUGGCAAAAGGAACUUGAUACAUCCCUACACAGUAUUCAUUCAUGAGGAUAUUAUAGAGGAGAAAUAUAAGAAUCUAACAAUAAUUCUAUCUACAAUGUCUAGUAUACCUUCUAUUUUAAGCAAUGAUGAUGAUGCUGAGAAUAAUAAUGCGCCCAUCCAUGAUGUUGGAGUGGAGAUAGUGCCUAUAGACUCCGUGAUCUACAGAAGUUUGUGCAGAGAAGUGCACAACAGAAACAUACCAACAGUACUUAUACCAAAGGCUUUAAAUGCCAUAAUUAAUGUUGAAAACGGAAUGAGAAUCAUCUUCAGUAUUAUUGGAGACAGAGUAGAACAGCCUGAUCACAUUGAUAUAGUGACUUAUUCAGACCAACAACAGUCGGAAAUGGAUAUUGUAGAGAAAUUCAAGAACUGUGUUAUAAGUAGUACGCACUCAGGCAAAAAGUUCCUCAUAAAUAAUGGUUUGAUAAAACAGAACAAUGAAAUCUGUAGUGGUUUCCUCCAAUUCAAAUUAAAACCAGAGAAAAUGAAAUUCACAAUGCUGAAUUCUGAAUCUUUUAGGACUUGCAGUAUAGCAGCCAAAUGUCUAAGUGAUACAGACAUGGCUUUGCCAAAAGCAUUAAUUUCGAAAUUAGAUUAUGACUAUAAAUAUUACUGUAGAACAAUGAAAUCUAUGGAGGAUUUGGUCCAAAAAGUUUUGGCGCAUUUAAAUUUCGAGAUACAUAGAGAAGCCACUUUUAAAGGUGCUUCAGAGAUCAAGAGUAAUGUUUUAGUUACUGGAUUGAGUGGCACAGGAAAAUCCUCAUUUUGCCAGAUAAUUCAGAAGGAACUGACAGUUUGGACUCAUAUUCUUCAUUGCCGAUCUCUAAGAGGUCGUAAGGACGUAUCUGAAGUGCUUGGUAAAGCAAUCCUGAUGUGUCAGGAGCACAGCCCAGCUGUCCUGAUCUGUGAUGAUGUGGAUGCACUGGUGCCACCCAAUUUGGAAGGCGUUUCGCCUCAGGAUAUUGCGUAUUAUCAGAGGUUAGCAGUGGUAAUAAAGCACCUGCUGCAGACGUGUACGGGUGUGUGCGUGUUGAUGACGGCGCUCAGUACCAAGGACCUGCAUCCCACGCUGCGACAGUUCAGCGGGAAGCCAUUGUUCACUGCGCAGUUCGAUAUACCGGAGUUAGAGAAGAGUGAAAGAAUAGAGUUAUUCAAGCACUUGCUAACAGACAAGAUUCGCCAAGAGUUUGAGGUGGAGGACGAUGACGUCAUCAAGCUGGCCAUCGACACCGCCGGCAGUAGCAUCAGGGAAAUCAACGACUAUCUCAACAAGAAGAUAUUUAAAGCUGUUAAGAAGAAAAAAUCGAACCCAGAUGUGCCCAAGCCUCGUUUGGUAGAAGACAUAACGAAGGAUGAAGAGAAAGCCAAUGAGUUCGAUAUCUGGGGUCCCGUGGGAGGGCUGGAGGAGGUCAAGCAAGAGCUCACCGAGUGUAUAUUCUGGCCUAUCAUGUACCCAGCCCUCUUCCCAUCUCAAUCAUGCGGCAUCCUGCUAUACGGCCCCCCGGGUACUGGCAAGUCCCACAUCGGUUCGUGCCUCGCUCGCCUCGCCAACAUGAACAUGAUCACUGUCAAGGGACCCGAACUGCUCUCCAAGUACAUAGGACAGAGCGAGAAGGCUGUCCGGGAUAUAUUUGACAAAGCGGACAUGAAGAGGCCGUGUAUAUUGUUCUUCGACGAGUUCGACAGUCUCGCGCCCAAACGCGGGCACGACUCCACAGGAGUGACGGACAGGGUAGUGAACCAGCUGCUGUCCCGGCUGGACGGCGCGGAGGGCGGCGCGCGCGGGCCCGUGCUGGCCGCCACGUCGCGCCCCGACCUGCUGGACCCCGCGCUGCUGCGGGCCGGCCGCCUGCAGCGACACGUCUACUGCGCACUGCCCGAUGCCGAAGGCCGUCACGAGGUUCUCCGAACGUUAACUCAGAACGUUCGCGUGGAUGAGGCGGUGGACCUGCGGGACCUGGCGGCGCGGACCGACGGGUAUUCGCCCGCCGACCUCAAGUCCAUACUCGUCACUGCGCAACUCACGAGGCUGGAAAACCAACUGGCGACGAACGAGGAGAAGUCGAUGGAAUCGGUGGUGGUGUACAAGGAGGACAUCGAGAGUGCCUUAGCGGAGACCAAGCCUUCGCUCUCCAUGCAACAGAGACUGUUCUACGAUAUGAUAUACAGAAGAUUUCGAGGUGAGAGUCUGACUCCGGAACAGAAGAUGUUGUCCAGCUUUCAAGGGAAACAGAGAGUAACGCUAGCUUAAAGCUAUCUUCUACACUUGUUUCACAUUGCAGCAACAUCUAUUGUAUGAAAUAAACACAUAAACAUAAGUGAAAUAAAGAAUAGACAAUGAAUUACUUGGAGGUAUAUUGCUACAAAAUAUCAAGAGACCAAAGAAGAAGAAUUACUAUGGAAGUAGGCUUCAUGGGAAUUACGUAUACUGCUAUUAUAUACACAAUACGCAAUGAACCCGAAACUAAUAGCAAUGUGAGGUAACACAUGGCAAGUGACAGGUGAUAGACAAUGGAUGACUUCAUAAAUCCUACAUCACACAUAUCAAGUAUACAUGCGAAUAAACAUGGAUAGGAAAACUGGAACCUGUUACAUUCUGUUCCCUAAAAAUGCAAUAGUUCCAAUUCCAAUUUAUUAACAGACUAAUUAAAUGUUUGAAACUGCCUUUGAAUAAGUAUUUAUUUAACUUUGAUGAAUGUAUUGAAUUUCUAACUACUGAGUUGAAGGAGUAUUAAUUUACAAAUGUAAAAAAAAUGUUCUCAUAAUAUAAACACACAUAAUAUAUUAACCCAUAUUUAUAUGAUCUUAGUGUAUCCAAAUAUGCUGUAAUAAUAUCACUAUAUAAAAAGAAAAACAAAGUAGAUAUAGUAAUAAAAUUGAGCUUUUAUGUAGAAAUAAUAUUGCUGAACAAAAGAUUUAAACAAUUUAAGAAAUACGACUGUCUAUUGUAUUUUACAUCUUUAAUGUAUGUAACCAUUUAUAAAUAUUUCCCUUUCACCCUUUUAUAUACAAUCUACAGUUUUGUAUUUAUUAAAAAUGUAAAGACUAGUUUCUUUUUAAUCAAUUGUUUUUAAUAACUUGGGUUACUUACAAUUUGAAAAAAUAAGUUAUUAAAAUUAGAGGAAUAUUGGGAUAUUUUGAAAAUGUAAUUAUGUGAUUUCAUCGUUGUUGUGAAUUCGUAAUGGUGGACAGUCAAUAUAUCUAUAACUUUCGUGAGACAUACUAAAUAAAUUAUUAUGUUAUCGGCUUACUCACGCAACUGUUUGACGAGGAACUCGACUAGUUUCAAGCCAUGCUAGAGGCUCAUAUUCAUGAGCAGCAUUCCGAGACACACGACGCGGUGACUCGCUGCUAGAUUAGCGUAAUUUUAAUAUUAUGAGUAAGCCGAUAACAUAAUAAUUAAUUUAGUCAAUGCUAGGGACACAUAGAUUGUUUAUUAGUGCACUUAUUAAUUAAUAUCAAUGUAACUUCAUGUAACACAAUAGCUGAAUUUUAUUAUUUUUAGUGAAUUUUAAGUACAUAAUAUAUUAAAUAAGUAAUCUUUUUAUUUAUGGGCUUAAAAAUCAUUCUUCCGUAGUAUGUAUAUUGAAGUAUGACGUCUUUAUUUUUUAAUACUGCCAUUGUUCUCAAGUGCUGCUAAUGUGAGCCCAAAAAUGCUUAAAGCUGUGAUGAAUAGUAAAAAUAAAUAAAUAGGUGCUAAGGCUACAUAAUAUAUUGUUAAGCGCACAUACUUAAAUAACUUAAGUUGAUUUGUUUGUAUAUUUUGUUGCGAAUUUUCUAUUUUUUAUUUAUAAAAUUAUUAUGGUUGAAUCGGUUUCUAUAA